AUGAAGGCCAUGUACGCUGGUGUUCUACACCAUCUCUUUCCGACUCUUCAUGUACUCAGUAUUUGCAUGAUGACGCUUCCCAGAGCUGCCGGCGGCAACGGCAUUCAAUGCGGUGACUCAAAAUCGGCGACAUGCGAAAAGCUUGAAGCUGUCCUCCCAGGGAAAGUUUCCUACCCAAACACGACGACAUAUGAGUCCUCAGUCGAGUCAUACUUCUAUCAGACCGCCCGGCAGAGACCCAACUGCAUCGUCAGCCCAACUUCGGCCGAGGAUGUAGCUGAAGCCAUUCGAAUCAUCGCGGGAUCUGUGCAAACAAAAUUCGCGAUAAGAAGCGGGGGCCAUUCGCCACAUCCUGAGAUGUCAAACACCGACCCUGGGGUUACGAUUGAUCUGCGGGGGCUAAAUUCAAUUGUACUAUCCGAGAAAGACGACGUGCUCCAACUAGGUGCGGGCUUGGAAUGGGACAAAGUGUACGAAUACCUCGAUUCAAUCAACCGAACGGCUAUUGGAGCGCGUGAAUCCUCGGUCGGAGUGGGAGGAUUUGUUUCUGGUGGUGGCCUAUCUUUCUUUUCACCUGAGCGCGGCUUUGCAUGCGACAAUGUAGUUAACUUCGAAGUCGUUCUAGCAUCUGGGGAGAUCGUUAAUGCCAAUGCCGAAUCCCAUGCGGAGCUUUUCCGCGCCCUUAAAGGUGGCCAAUCUAACUUCGGUGUCAUCACUCGAUUCGAUGUUCUCACCCUGGUGGAAAGCACUUUAUGGGGUGGGGCUAUCUAUUACCCUCUGGAUGCUACCGAAAAUGCGCAGUUAGCAGCUUUCUUGGAUCUCAAGAGCGGCAAAUACGACCCUCUCGCCGCAAUUGAGAUGAGCUUCUUAUACACGGUGAAUAAUUCCUUUGUUUCGAAUAACAUGGUCUACCUACGGCCAAUUGUGAACGGAUCCGGCCUAAAGCGUUUUGCGGAUAUCCAACCGCAACUCCAGAACACGAUGAGGAUUGAUACGACUAAGAACUUUGGAGAGGAACUGCACAGCGGACAGCCCAAGAACCAAUACGCCAUAUUUGCGUGCACUACGUUCUUUAUCACGCCUACUAUUUUGAAGAAGAUCAAUACAGCCUGGAGAGCUGCAUCCGAGGGCUUAGCGGACAUCGACAAUCUCAUGUCGGUUUUGACAUACCAACAAUUUCCACCGCAACGCUCAGCAAACGCAAUGGGCUUCGACCCCAAUGCGAACUUGCACGAAAAGCUCGUCGUGCUCAUCAUCUCGACGUACUGGGCCCAGCCUGAUGCUGAUGCUUAUACGAAAGUAAAAGCUAUUAUAAAAGACGUGAUCGACCAGAUUGAAGAGUUUACCAAGCAAGAAAAUGCAUAUCAUCCGUUCAAGUAUGUCAACUAUGCUGGGUUCUGGCAGGAUCCUUAUAAGAGUUAUGGCCCUGAAGCGUAUGAAAGACUGAAUAAGGUCUCGAAGAAAUACGACCCUACUGGAACAUUCCAAAAACAGGCUGUUGGAUUUAAGCUUUGA
This is a messenger RNA of Rhinocladiella mackenziei CBS 650.93, 1515 nucleotides long. RefSeq lists its product as uncharacterized. The record is from RefSeq and is a predicted model, not a curated record. Lineage: Eukaryota; Fungi; Ascomycota; Eurotiomycetes; Chaetothyriales; Herpotrichiellaceae. The transcript is spliced from 4 exons. Gene Ontology annotation, molecular function: FAD binding. Bases 1 to 1515 code for a protein of 504 amino acids.